AUGAACACUGCUCACAAAAAUAAAGAAAAAGAGGACGACGACGUCCCAGUUGAUGCUGAAAGUGACUUUCAACAUGAAGAGGUUUUUCAAGAAGACGAAUGGAGCCUAACACAGGGGGAAGAAUACGUGGAAUCAGCCGUGAAAGCCAUCCAGGACCGGGCUAUUAAAAAGCAAAACAGCAGCAGCACACAAAAACCGCCUGCUGUUAGCGACUUUUUACGCGGCUUUCUCUUCCAAACAGGCAUGACAGAAACACUUAACUGCUUUCAAUCUGAGUGGACCGAGAUGAUACAGAAAGGGCUGGUGGAUGCAGACGGAGUGGAUGUGGUACCGGACGUGUACACUGAGAACCAGCGUCUGGAAAGGGAGCUAAAAAAUGCCCGGCGGGAGAAGGAGGAGUGCAGGCAGGCAGUCUCCGUCGCAGCUGAGACGAUGGUGAGGGCCCAGAAAGCCAGAGACCUCCAUCGGCUGCAGCAUAAGCGUGUGGUCCAGGAGAAAAACAGACUCAUCGAGGAGAUGAGAAAGGUCGAAGUGCAGUACGACGGCUCCGAACUUGCUUUGAAGCGAAUGAGUGAAAAAUACCAAGCAGUUUCAAGGCAGGUGGUGCUGGGGGCUUUAGCUCUAGGACAGGAGAGCCGGCAGUCAACGGAGCAUGACUCCCCCUUCUGUGGGGGUGAGGAGGGAUCCAUGGACAAGACAGGAGAGCCAAGUGUCAGGGAGCGUCCAGUGACCCAGCCAAGACCUCCAGCAUCUCCACGGCGCCCUGGGAGGCAGAACAGGGUGCAGUCAGUGAAAGCUAAUGUCCCUUGA
Messenger RNA from Stegastes partitus (bicolor damselfish), 810 nucleotides. RefSeq names its product sperm-associated antigen 16 protein-like. Lineage: Eukaryota; Metazoa; Chordata; Actinopteri; Pomacentridae. The record is from RefSeq and is a predicted model, not a curated record. The transcript has a single exon. Gene Ontology annotation, cellular component: axonemal central apparatus. Bases 1 to 810 code for a protein of 269 amino acids. Gene Ontology annotation, biological process: axoneme assembly.